Paraphaeosphaeria sporulosa is the source of this 1471-nucleotide messenger RNA. RefSeq lists its product as uncharacterized. Bases 217 to 1368 code for a protein of 383 amino acids. NCBI's taxonomy places the organism in Eukaryota, Fungi, Ascomycota, Dothideomycetes, Pleosporales, Didymosphaeriaceae. The record is from RefSeq and is a predicted model, not a curated record. The transcript is spliced from 2 exons. Gene Ontology annotation, cellular component: transcription factor TFIID complex. Gene Ontology annotation, biological process: transcription initiation at RNA polymerase II promoter. Gene Ontology annotation, molecular function: protein heterodimerization activity.
ACAGCGACUCUCACUGGCACAAAGUGAAGGCGCCUGAGCCGACGCCCCGCGCCGCCGAAAUUCAUCUUCACCCCAAUUUCUACCCUCACCGCGCUAACGGCCGGUAAAUAAAGCGCACGCGACCGCCCUCGUCCGCUAUUCAACCACCCGCGACCGCACCGCGCACACGUACCAACCUCUCUCACCCUUGCCCGCGCCCGCGCCCGCGUUACGCAUAUGCCCGGAAUCAUAUCGCCCUUGAGUGCCUCAGGUACUGGCACAGUCGCAGGAAUGAAGCGCCCGUACGAGGAGGUGUCGGCCCCGACGUACGGCCAACCGCACCCCAAGAAGCGCAAGGUCGUGCAUUCCCUUCGCCACACGCAGCCCGGCUCGCAGCUCGUAGAACCGAUCGCCGGGGGCCAUGGUGCAGCAGGCGAUCAGGAGUUCAUCCACCAUCAGCUGCGGCGCGCGAUCGGAGUACAAUGCAAAGCGGUUGGAUUUGACGGGUCCAGGCCAGAGGCCUUGGAGGCCUUGGUCGCGCAGGUACACAACUACAUGUCUAACUUUACCGACCAUAUUCGCAAAUCUAUGUCUAGCGGCCGACGCACUGCGCCGGUACCUCAUGACUUUGUUUACGCCCUCAACUCUGUGGGUCUCACCGGCUCAGGAGUCCUCGAACCACACCUCGACACUGGCGACUUGCCAGCCUCGUUAUUGCAGCCAGCGUUUGCGCCGCCGGAGCCCGCGGAGCCUCCGCCACCCGACCUAGAGGGCAUGCUCGGCCCUGAACUGUCUGGAAGAGCAGAGAAAGAAAGCAGGAAAUAUAUACCAGAGCACUUCCCUGCAUUCCCACCAAAGCACACAUGGAUGUCAACCCCAGUAUACGCCAAGCGCGAAGUCGAUCCUCACACCAUCCGCGAGAGAGCCGCGAAGGAGGGUGUGGAGGCAGAGAAGAGCUUGCGAAGGCUCAUGGAAAGAAAGAAGGAAGGCGACCGCAAGAAGAAUGCCUCACGUGCGCAAGCUCAACGGAGCAAGGUUGCCAUCAAGCGCGAGAACUUGUGGAGAACGGCUCUGAGAGAGUCAUUAGAGGAAGAGGACGAAGAUGAGGCCAACAAGCUACGCCAGGCGCAUCGGAGAGACGAGCAGGGUUUUGCGAGCGAGGCCGACAUUCGCCUCAUUGAAGAGGACAACAAGGCCAUGGCUGAAAGACGUCUUGCCGAGCAGAUAGAAGAUGAAAAAGCAGCUGAAGAGGCUAAGAAGUCUGGGAAGGCGUACACUCCUCCAACCCCGGAAAGACGCAGGGAGAGAUACCUGCAGCAACGUAUGGAGCAGCGCGUCACCGUUAAUUACGGCCGCAAAUUUUGGCGCCAGAAGCAGAGGGACCCUUGAAAGCAGUGAGGAUCAGCGUCCUUGAGCACAUCGCGUUCCAGACAGAGAUUUUCGCGGUUUGGAUAUUCUACACCCAGCAGCAGCUUCAGCGAGCGCAGCCUUC